This is a messenger RNA of Closterium sp. NIES-65, 1239 nucleotides long. The record is from the annotation of a GenBank genome assembly. Lineage: Eukaryota; Viridiplantae; Streptophyta; Zygnematophyceae; Desmidiales; Closteriaceae.
AUGGGGGGACGGAAUGAGGAGGAGCGGAAUGAGGAGGAGCGGAAUGAUGAAGAGCGGAAUGAGGAGGAGCGGAAUGAUGAGGAGCGGAAUGAGGAGGAGCGGAAUGAUGAGGAGCGGAAUGAUGAGGAGCGGAAUGAGGAGGAGCGGAAUGAUGAGGAGCGGAAUGAGGAGGAGCGGAAUGAUGAGGAGCGGAAUGAGGAGGAGCGGAAUGAUGAGGAGCGGAAUGAGGAGGAGCGGAAUGAUGAGGAGCGGAAUGAGGAGGAGCGGAAUGAUGAGGGCCUAGAUACGCAGGCGGGGUCGACGCUGGGCCGCAUGCUGAUCCAGGUGGCGCGCACACUCACGUGCUCUCCAUGUGCUCACUCGCACAUAUCCCCCUCGCUGUCCUUCCCCUUCCCCGAUUUCCCCCCCACUCCCCGCCUUCUCCCCCCCAGCCAUCCACUCUCCCUCCCCUUCUCCCCCCCCUCUCCUUCAACGCGUCUCCCCCUUCCCCCUCCCGGUUUCCCCCACUCCCCGCCCCCAGGCGAGUACCUGUUGCAGACGCAGGCGGGGUCGACGCUGGGCCGCAUGCUCAUCCAGGUGGCGCGCGCGCGCGGCAUCAGGACAAUCAACGUCGUGCGCCGCGCCGCCCAGGCCGCCGAGCUCAAGGCGCUGGGCGGCGAUGAGGUGAGGCGAGGAGGAGGAGGGGGUGCUUGUGGGGGUGGGGGGAAGGGAGACAGAGCGGGGCAGGCGGAAGGGGAGACAUGGUGGAGGAGGGAGGGAGGGAGGUACGAGAGGAUUAUGUCGGUUGGGGAGGGUGAAGGGAGGAUCAUGAGGUUUACGGCCGUGAUCUGCUCAACGGACGAGAGUGUGCCAGAGAGGGUGCGCACCAUAACGGGCGGGCACAUGGCGCAUGCAGCGGUGGAGAGCGUGGCGGGCGACCUCACCGGUGCAGUGCUCUCCUCUGUGCGCCCGGGCGGCACCGUGCUGCUCUUUGGAGGCGCCUCUGGGGCCACCUUCUCCGCCUCCAUUGGCGACUUCAUCUUCAGGGAUGUGACGCUCAAGGGCUUUUGGUUGGGCCCCUUCCUGAAAGCGCUGAGCCAUGAGCAGCGGCAGGCGGUGGUGAAGGAGGCGUUUGAUCUCAUCGCCAAUAACACCGUCACUCCAUUCACGGGCGAUAGAAUGGACCUCCCAGAGUUCGCCACUGCGCUCAAGAACCAGAUGGCGGAGAACCGCCAAGGGAAGAUUCUUCUCUCGGGAUAG